This is a messenger RNA of Condylura cristata (star-nosed mole), 396 nucleotides long. Its product is annotated as 60S ribosomal protein L5-like. Gene Ontology annotation, biological process: translation; ribosomal large subunit assembly. The record is from RefSeq and is a predicted model, not a curated record. Gene Ontology annotation, cellular component: ribosome; cytosolic large ribosomal subunit. Gene Ontology annotation, molecular function: structural constituent of ribosome; 5S rRNA binding. The annotation marks the transcript as partial. Lineage: Eukaryota; Metazoa; Chordata; Mammalia; Eulipotyphla; Talpidae. The transcript is spliced from 3 exons.
GCCUAUGCCCGUAUAGAAGGAGAUAUGAUAGUUUGUGCAGCCUAUGCUCAUGAACUCCCCAAGUAUGGCGUGAAAGUUGGUCUGACAAAUUAUGCUGCAGCAUAUUGUACUGGCCUGCUGCUGGCCCGCAGGGUAUGUACCACAUCACUUGAUCUAUUUUGGGAUUAUUUGGAUGCUGGACUUGCCAGAACUACUACAGGGAAUAAAGUUUUUGGGGCCCUGAAGGGAGCUGUGGAUGGAGGCUUGUCUAUUCCUCACAGUACCAAACGAUUCCCUGGUUAUGAUUCAGAAAGCAAGGAAUUCCAUGCUGAAGUGCAUCGGAAGCAUAUCAUGGGCCAAAACGUUGCAGAUUACAUGCGUUACUUAAUGGAAGAAGAUGAAGAUGCUUACAAGAAA